This is a messenger RNA of Sesamum indicum (sesame), 3908 nucleotides long. RefSeq names its product Regulator of chromosome condensation (RCC1) family with FYVE zinc finger domain-containing protein. NCBI's taxonomy places the organism in Eukaryota, Viridiplantae, Streptophyta, Magnoliopsida, Lamiales, Pedaliaceae. Gene Ontology annotation, molecular function: metal ion binding. The record is from RefSeq and is a predicted model, not a curated record.
GAGAAGUUUAAUUAUAAGGUAGUUAAAGAGGACAAAUAAGCGCGCGAACUUCGCAUCGCCAUUCUCUUCUCAUCAGCUGCCAACAUUCUCCUAAUCUGGUGUAAUUUUCUCUCUCCAUCUCCGGUGAGUCUCAUGACGAAACUGUUAGAACCCAUUUCACAUCAUUGUCCAAACAUGAUGAAUUCGCUCAAAAUCUUGAGUUUCUUUGGUGAAUCUUAAGUGGAUCAGUAGAUAAUCUUCUUGGAUCACCGAAGAAAUAUCAACAAAUCGAAGUAUCGAGCAAAUAUAUUUUCAAGAUCAAGAAGGGAAAACACACACGAACACUCGGGAUAAAGUUGUAAUCUGUUCAUUAUUUUUUCUGGGAAGUUGAUGUUUGGGCGGAGAAGAAAAGUGCAUUGGCAUCAUCUAUGAAGACAAUACGAAUGGUUGGGACAAUAAGUAGGUUUAUUCGGUGGAAACCCAAUAUUUGUUUCAGAUGGAAUGGCAGAUCCUGCUAGUUAUGGCAACCCUGACCGUGACAUUGAUCAGGCACUUAUUGCUUUGAAGAAAGGAACACAACUAAUCAAGUACAGCCGAAAAGGGAAGCCUAAGUUUUGUACAUUCAGACUUUCUCCAGAUGAAACAACAUUAAUCUGGUACUCACAUGGAGCAGAAAGGAAUUUGACGUUAUCAUCUGUUUCACGGAUUAUUCCUGGACAGAGAACCCCUGUAUUUAAAAGAUAUUUACGCCCAGAAAAGGACUACUUGUCAUUUUCGCUGAUAUAUAAUAACGGCGAAAGAUCACUUGAUCUGAUCUGCAAGGACAAAGUCGAAUCUGAGGUUUGGCUUGCUGGCCUGAAGGGGUUAAUAUCAACGAGCCAACCACGUGGUCGGCAUACUAAAAGUGAAGAUUAUGAUUUACACAGUAGUGAGAGCUCUCAAGAUAAUCGCCCUUUUGGAACAACACUAGAUUUUGUGUCGAGUCUUCCCCGUGGCAGAAUCUCCACAGAUUCCACUUCCCAGGAUAGCUUCAAUAGUUCAAGCUCACAUGUGGGGCCUGAAUGUGCAAUCAUGCAACCAAGAACUAGCAAUGCAGAUGGUUUUCGAAUUAGUGUAUCGAGUGCUCCUAGUUGUUCAAGUCAGAGUUCUGGCCUAGACGACAUAGAAUCACUUGGUGAUCUUUAUCUUUGGGGGGAGAUUUGGUCCGAUGGAGUGGCAACAGAUGGUACUGGGAUUCCAAUUCCCAUAAAAAUUGACGUUCUAACUCCUAAACCAUUGGAGACAAAUAUAGUACUUGAUGUACAUCAAAUUGCUUGUGGAGUUCGCCAUGUUGCUCUUGUCACGAGGCAAGGUGAGGUUUUUACUUGGGGAGAGGAAUCUGGGGGCCGACUGGGUCAUGGGAUCGAAAAGGACUUUACUCGUCCUCGACUGGUUGAAUUUUUGGCUGUGACAAACAUUGAUUUUGUUGCGUGUGGUGAGUUUCAUACAUGUGCCCUGUCAGCAUCUGGUGAUUUAUACACUUGGGGCGAUGGUACCCAUAAUGUGGGACUUCUCGGUCAUGGUAAUCAUGUUAGCCACUGGAUACCAAAACGAGUCUCCGGACCUUUAGAAGGCCUGCAAGUUUUAUCAGUUGCAUGUGGCACUUGGCAUUCAGCUUUAACAACAUCUGCUGGACAAUUGUUCACAUUUGGCGACGGUAAGUUUGGAGCUCUAGGCCAUGGCAACCGUAUAAGCAUUUCAUAUCCAAAGGAGGUCCAAUCAUUACGCGGGCUGAAAGCUAUUGUUGUCUCUUGUGGCAUAUGGCAUACCGCUGCUAUUUUAGGGGUUACAAACCAGACUAAUGCAAACAUUUUAUCCAAAAAGCUUUUCACCUGGGGCGAUGGUGAUAAAAAUCGGCUAGGUCAUGGGAACAAGGAGACAUACCUUCUUCCGACUUGCGUCUCGGCCCUUAUUGAUUACAACAUCCAUCAGCUAGCAUGUGGGAAUAAUAUGACUGUUGCCCUUACCACAUCCGGCCAUGUCUUCACUAUGGGAAGCAACGCGUAUGGUCAGCUGGGCAACCCACAGUCUGACGGAAAGUUGCCUAGUUUAGUGCAAGAUAGAUUGGUGGGGGAAUUUGCUGAACAAAUUUCAUCUGGUGCAGAUCACAUUGCAGUCCUCACGUCGAGAGGUGAAGUUUUCACCUGGGGUCGAGGAGCCAAUGGGAGACUAGGACAUGGGGAUGCUGAAGAUCGCAAUGUUCCAACAUUAAUCGAAGCUCUCAGAGACAAGCAUGUGAGGAAUAUUGCGUGCGGGUCGAGCUACACAGCAAGUAUAUGCAUCCAUAAGUGGGUUUCUGGAGCAGAUCAAUCAGUUUGCACAGCGUGCAAACAAGCUUUUGGUUUUACUCGGAAACGACAUAAUUGCUAUAAUUGUGGACUGGUGCAUUGCCAUGCUUGCAGCUCCAAAAAAGCAAUGAGAGCGGCUCUUGCCCCAACUCCAGGAAAACCCCACCGAGUCUGUGAUUCUUGUUAUCUGAAACUUAAAAAGGCAGUUGAGGCUGGAAAUGCAGGAACUACCAAUCGACGAGCAUCAAUUCAUCGUACUUCGAUGGAUAUCACGAUGAGGCUAGAUCGAGGCGAGGCAAGAACUUCACGAGUUUUGCUUUCCCCGACUGUGGAACCAGUUAAGUACCUUGAAAUCAAGUCGGGAAGUGCUGGAGCAAAGUCAGAUAACUAUUCAAUAGUUCGUGCUUCCCAAGUUCCAUCUCUUUUACAACUAAAGGAUAUUGCUUUUCCAAGUUCACUUAGUGCUCUUCAAUAUGCUCUAAAGCCUGUGAUCACGUCAUCGCCACAGCCUCAGCAGCCCUAUCCACAACACCAGUCCAACUCAAGACCUGCUUCCCCAUACUCAAGAAGACCAAGUCCUCCACAUGCUGCUCCGGUAUUCUCAAGGGGUGUUAUCGAUACUUUAAAGAAGACAAAUGAUCUUUUAACGCAAGAGGUUUCCAAGUUGCGUGGCCAGGUUAAGAGCUUAAAACAGAAAAGCGAAGUUCAAGAUGCAGAAAUUCAGAUGUUGAAGAAGACCGGUGAGGAAGCUGCUGCAUUGGCUGCAGAAAGAUCUUCUAAGUGUAUUAGAGCAAUGGGAGCCGUCAAGACCAUCUCUGAUCAAUUGAAGGAAAUUACAGACAAGUUGCCUACUGAGACAUCUGAGAGUGAAUCUCUUAAAAGCGCGCAUGCUCAAGUUGAAUCUUUUCUGGAAAAAUUUGGGGCUCAAGUAUCUGAAGAUAAUGCUGCUUUCCAACCUGGAGCAACAAAUGAGCAACAGAAUCAUUUCCACAGUGUUGUGGUUCAGGACAUGUCACAGAAUGUCGAUGGCGCUCCACGAGAGAACAAUGGAACAUUUGUUUCUCAUGCAAAAGCUACAAAUCCUUCAACCACAGAAAAUGGCUCUGCGACUUCUCAAAGUGAAAAAAUUGAGGGACAAAAGGAAGUCAUCGAACAGUUUGAACCAGGUGUUUACGUGACAGUCAUUCAACUCCCAAACGGGACCAAGAUCUUCAAGCGAGUUAGAUUCAGCAAGAGAAGGUUUGCGGAGCAACAGGCGGAAGAAUGGUGGAAAGAAAACAAAGAUAGAGUACUGAAAAAGUACAGUCCUCCAAAACCAAACACGAGAACGCCAUCAGAAGCAAUAGUUGCAGCUCAGCCACCAGCCGACGAUGCUAACCAGGCAACACCCAAGGAAAACAAUGACGCCGCACAAUUUUCUUAGGAUAGAGGGAAUACUUAGCUAGAUAUAUAUAGAUAUGGCUGUUAAUCUACAUUCAGAAUUCUGAAUCUUAGAGAACCCACAAUUCUUGUUUUCCUAGGCAGGUUGCCUUCAACAGAAUGUUUCUUUAUCAAUUGGAGAAAGGAAAGAAAAAUAAUGCUGUUGAAAAUUUUUCUAGUUUC